AUGUUACAGGAAAGUUCUUCUUUUCGGCCAAAGACAACAAUGAAGGCAUCGGCGUCGCUCUCUGUUGUCUCUGUGUGUUUGCUCUGCUGCUCCACCGUCGCCUCACAAGCUUGUGACCAGUUUGCUGCAGUGGGUGGAAACUUCACUGUUCCUCUGGGAUACAAACUAAGAUUUCCUGACACUCUUAAGUGGAAGUUAAAUGGCAGCACAAUAUUUUAUAGAAGAACAAUGAGGAUGAUUGUUGGGAAAAAUUAUGAUAUUAAUCAAGAUGGCUCCCUGAAACUGACAAAUCUGAAGAAGGACCAAGCAGGACUCUACACUGGUGAGGUUUUUGAUAGAAGUGGAAGACCGCAGACCAUAAGGGACACAAAUUUAUGUGUGCUGGAUCCUGUGAAGAAGCCUGAAGUAAAAGCAACAUGUCAGGAUGGAAACGUGAUCUUUCACUGUGUUUCUGGGGCGCAGCCUGCUGAUGUGGAGCAUGAGUGGCUUCAGAACGGCGCCGAGAUGAAGGAAAACAGACGGUCGUUCGAAACGAAAGCAGAGGAAACCAAAGGCGCCGAGUUUGUUUGCAAAGUGUCCAACAAAUUCAUUUCUGAAACCAGUGAGCCUGUCAUUCAUAACUGUGCAGAGACGGGAUAUCCAGAUGAACCCGCUGGAAUAAAUAUCUGGGUCUUAACUGGUGCCAGAGUGGGUUUCAUUGUUGUGCUGACCGUCCUUGUCUCUGUUUGUUUUGUCCGAGUUGAAAACAAGAUGACGAUGGGACUGAAGGAUGAGGAGGAGCUUCCUUUGCAGCGGACCAAUACAGAGCAUCUCAGUCGUGAUCCUCAUUUUUCUCCUCUUCAACCUCAUCACCUCCAGUCAUGAGCCAAUUUUUUUUCUUCUGUUUUACAUACAUAUUUUUUUCCAGUCUCUGAUUUGACGAGUACCUUUUUUUGCAAAAAUCAAAACAAACUUUGUGUCGCCAGCCAUCUUAAGUUUCAGCAGCUACAAUUCGGACAUAUUAAAACUCAUUGAAGUUUGUGAUCUUGACUAAUUUAAAAAUCUUUUCAAGAGUUUUAACUCAGUCAUUUUUGUUGUUGUUUUGGAUGAAGGAACAUAACAUAUUAAAUAUAAAAUAUUUUUCUGUGAAUUGCGUAUUCUUUAGUGAAGACGUUAUCUGUACUACUGCUAUAUGGACGCUUUGAAACUACGCUAAAUGCUGUAACGAUAAAGUAAUAUUUCAAUUGUUUUUGGGGGGGAUUUUAUGAUGUAGAGCACUUUGAACUAUAUUGUUGCUGAAAUCUGCUACACACAUAAACUUGAUUGAUUGAUUGAUUGAUUGAUUGAUUGAUUGAUUGAUUGAUUGAUUGAUU
Poecilia reticulata (guppy) is the source of this 1352-nucleotide messenger RNA. Lineage: Eukaryota; Metazoa; Chordata; Actinopteri; Cyprinodontiformes; Poeciliidae. The record is from RefSeq and is a predicted model, not a curated record.